This is a messenger RNA of Lutzomyia longipalpis, 1385 nucleotides long. RefSeq lists its product as uncharacterized. The record is from RefSeq and is a predicted model, not a curated record. The transcript has 2 exons. Bases 22 to 1218 code for a protein of 398 amino acids. NCBI's taxonomy places the organism in Eukaryota, Metazoa, Arthropoda, Insecta, Diptera, Psychodidae.
CGAUAUUUGCUGUAGGAAUAGAUGAUAAAAAGAGACCGCGUGCGCUUUGUUUUUGUUAUUUUCUUCAUGGAAGGAGCAAGAAAAUCCCCCAAUUUAAUGUCCUCCGGUCCCCCUGGGCAAUCCCCCGGAAGUACAAAUAGGAAAAGAGGCGGAUCAAGAUUCAAGAAGUUCAUCACAAAUCCCGAUCCGGUGGAUGAGCUCGGAGUUGUGGGCAGUAGUAGAGCUCGAGAUGACUACGUAGAGUACGAGACUGCAUGGAAUUACACUCCACGAGGGCGUGGAAGGAGUAGGCAUGACGUGAGGAAUCCCUGGAAUCUACCCGAAACAUCGAGACGCCCUUCGAGGGAUCGAAGCAGGAGUUUAGAGAGGAGAAGACGGGAAAAAGAAGAGAGAAGAUCAGGGAGAAGUAUGAGCAGAUCAGUGGGUAAGGAUGACAUCAGAGACUGUGGGAAUGGUUAUGAGAGAGACAAAAUUCCCCCUGAAGAUGAUUGGGAUAAAUGUCCCGACGAUGGCCUUGGCAAUCUUCCAUCUAACCACAAUUUGAAGCCAUUGAAGGUAAUUCCUGAAUUUCAAUUGAGUGCACCACCCAUUCGGGAUGCACUCGUGGACUCAUCUCAGGUGCAUCACCCUAAAAUUGAACCUCCUUGGAGGGAGGAGGAAGUAUCUAAUUCUGCGGACGAGUCGACACUCGUAAUGGUGGUUACGGAUGAAAGUAGCCCCAAUAAGCAACUCAGCAAUGAACAUGUGAAGAUUGUACGGAAGAAACUCACCCGGAAGCUCAUGAAGGCAAUUACAGAUGGGACUGGGGUUCAAUUUGAAGCUCAUACCUACGAUGGGAAGUACCUAAAGUUCACCUGCGCCAAUCAGGAGACGUGCGAUUGGCUUAAGAGUGCCGUUUUGAGUCUUUCCAAGCUCUGGGAAGGUGCCUCACUGGUUGCUAUGAUGGAAAAGGACCUCCCCACGUAUGCACGGGUAACGGCAUUCAUUCCCGGAAAGGACAUCACUCAGGAAACCUGCCAGACAGCUUUGGCGGCUCAAAAUCCCCAACUUGGCAUUGCAAAAUGGAUGAUUUGGGAAUUUGUUGAGGACAAGGAAGCCAAAGGAUUUAAUGCUGUCUUCGGUGUACCUGAGGAGUUUAUUCCCAAGAUUAAAUCUGCCAAGGAUAAAGCGUACUACAUGUUCUCCAGAAUUACCCUAAAUCACGAACAGGACAAAUAAGUUUUCCUUCUCAAUUUUUCUUUUAUUAUUUUCUUUCUCAACCUAUCUACAGGCCAUUUUGCAAUUUGUUUUUAAAGGAAAGAAAAUAAAUUUUCUUUUUAGAAUUACAUUGAUAGAAUUUAUGUAAAAAAUAAAAAGAUUGUGAAUAAAAGUUUUCUUUGAAUUAA